Acaulospora morrowiae is the source of this 765-nucleotide messenger RNA. The record is from the annotation of a GenBank genome assembly. NCBI's taxonomy places the organism in Eukaryota, Fungi, Glomeromycota, Glomeromycetes, Diversisporales, Acaulosporaceae.
AUGCGUUUGGAAGAAUUUAGCAUUGAGAUUUUGGUAAAUGGACAACCAUUGGAUGAAUACAGUCUUCCGAUUGAAAAUUCAAGUAGCGUGACCACCGGCAGAUCAUAUGUGAUUAGUAAUGAAUACACAAAGGAAAAGAAAUACAGCAAUCAUACGACAUAUGUUGCCGUGCACGAACCAGGAUCACGAUUCGUAGUUCGUUAUUCGUCAAAUAGAUCAAGUUUGUGGAAUCCGAUGAUGGCCUAUGUUUAUGUGGAUGGAGAAUAUGAUUAUACCUAUCGAGAAAUACUUUCAUCAUCAUUUCGCGAAAAAGAUUGUUUUUGGAAUAAUUCACUCGACAAAAAAUAUUAUUUCAAAUUCGCCGUCACUGAAAUGAGCGACACCUCUAGUCUAAAUCAACUCACCGAACAAAAAUCAUGUGGAGGAUUAGGUGCGAUCUCAAUUUAUUUCUACAAAGCCAGGAUCAUUCCUCAGAAGAAUGUUGUCAUACCACCUUUCUCGGUGAAUCAAGCCCAGGUUUCAGAAUCGAAAACCAAUGUUGAUAUUAAGAUGACGACGGCAUUCGAAGAGGAAGGAGGAUAUGUAAACCGUCAACCGAUCUCUACCAUGGAGAAACAGAGUGAUGAUCCAAUUGCUGUAUUACACCUUCACUAUCGUCCCGUGGAUUGGCUUAGAGCCCGCGGAUUUGACAUCCCUCAUGAAUCAGAAAACGUGACCAAAUGCAAAGUGAUCCGAGAGUGCGCUAUUCAACCUGUGAUUAUAUAG